Messenger RNA from Branchiostoma belcheri (Belcher's lancelet), 2048 nucleotides. Its product is annotated as kelch-like protein 13. NCBI's taxonomy places the organism in Eukaryota, Metazoa, Chordata, Leptocardii, Amphioxiformes, Branchiostomatidae. The transcript has 9 exons. Gene Ontology annotation, molecular function: protein binding. Bases 1 to 1839 code for a protein of 612 amino acids. The record is from RefSeq and is a predicted model, not a curated record.
AUGGCGGCCAUUGCGGAGGAACGCCCCGUUGAGACUGAAAAAAGCAGCAACAAAACGUCGUCGGCACACCACAAGAGCGUGGUCUUAGGCAAGUUCUCGGAGCACUGUUCAGUGCUGACGGCGUGCCUGCAGGCCAUGCGGCGGGAGGAGCUUCUCUGCGACGUGAUUCUGGUGGUGGAAGGGAAGACCAUCCCCGCGCACAGGGUCGUGCUGGCCGCCUGUAGCGACUACUUCCUCACCGUCUUCACGUCAGAAGCCGAGGGCACCGAAGAGCAGCGACAGGACACGACAAUCCACGAAGUCGCCGACGUAAACUUCGACGCCGUCCACAAAAUCGUAGCGAUGAUGUACUCUGGCGAAAUCGCCAUCAGUCCUGAGACUAUCGAAGAUCUCCUGAACGCUGCCCAGGUCCUACAAGUCGCCAAGGCCACCGAUUUCUGCGUGCAGUAUCUACAAACACAGGUGGACAAAGAGACGUGUCUUCAGUUUCUCAGCAUCGCGGACAAGUUUGAGCUCCCCGACCUCGACCGGAGGUACAUGCUCCAGCACGUGCACGAGAACUUCUCCGACGUCUCCAAGACCGAAGACUUCAUCAACCUGGACAGUAAGACCGUGCAAGAGAUCUUGAGCAGCGACAGGCUGGUGGUAUCGACGGAGAAGGAAGUUUUUGAAGCGGGAAGGAGGUGGCUAGCGCACGACGAGGAGAGAUACGAGCACGCAGAGGCCGUCCUAGGUAGGGUGCGUUUCUCGUUCAUGUCGCAAGAGGACCUCCUGCAAGCUGUGUGCGAGAACGUGCUAACAGCUAACCCAGGAGUCAUGGCGGUCGUACAGGACGUGGUGGAAAGUCGUCUGCACCAUGGCAACGGUCAGUCGCAGAGCCGCCUAGCGGAGACCCCGCGAGGUGCACCCGUGAGGAAGCUGGUCAUCCUGGGAGAAGGACAUGAAGACAUCCCCAGGGUCUAUCAGACGUGCAGAUAUUACGAGCAGAAGUGGGAUGAGUGGGUGGACCUGUCCUCCAUGCCUCCCGGGAAGGUCAGCAGACACGCGGUUGCCAUGGUGAGCCACGCCCUGUACGUCAUCACCGACCUGAAGGACAGACACGAGCUGCAUCGGUACGACCUUGGGGUCAAAGGUUGGCGGCAGCUGGCCGGGCCUGAGCACAGGAGGACCGGGUACGCGCUGAGUGUCUGGCGGGAGCACCUGUUCCUUAUCGCCGGGAAGUGCCCGGGGGCGGCGGCGGUACCGGUGGAAGAGUACGUGCCCAAGGACAACGAAUGGAAAUCAAUUUCAGGUUUCCCGUCAGAAGUGUUUGACCACGCGGCCACGGCGGGACCGGACGACCAGCUCUACGUGACGGGCGGGGCGGUGGCCCAACCCGCGGGCAUUUUCGACAGCGGCCCGGCCAAGCCCGCCAGCAAGCGGUGGGUCUACUGCUGCCCCGGCCCGGGACAACCCUGGGAACGAGAGGCCAACAUGAACGCACCCCGGGCACGACACGUCAUGCAAGUGUUAGGAGACGGUAUGUACGUGUUUGGCGGUCACGCCUCCAAGGGCACGGGCGACGUGGAACGCUUCGACCUGACGUCACGGCAAUGGAGCGUGGUCACCAAGCAACGUGUUCUGGCGGGAAUGUCUCCGCACGGGGCCGUGACGAUGGACUACCGGAUCUACGUCGCGCUGAAGGGGGAGGGGGACAGUAGAGGGGUGGUGUACGAGUAUGACCCUGAGACAGAGAGGUGGGACACGCACUGCAGGCUGCCGUGGGACGUUAGAGGGUUCGGACUGUGCUCGGUGGACGUGCCGCAGUGGCUGCUCAAGAGGAAGGGCACCAUCACGUAGCACUUUAAUACUGCAGCUCAUGUAUAUAACGUUGAUAACUUUUUCGUAGAGAACUUAUAGUAUAAAGUAUAUGUGCAAGAGCCUAAAAUGACGAGGUUUUGAUGCCUGUCUAGUCUCUACCACUAGUACCAGGCUUCAGAACUGAAGCGACUGGAAAAGGAGUAGAAAUUGGUCAAAUCACGUAGCAAUACUGUAGCUUAUGGUAUAUU